This is a messenger RNA of Phytophthora sojae, 345 nucleotides long. RefSeq lists its product as hypothetical. The transcript has 2 exons. The coding region runs from base 1 to 345 and encodes 114 amino acids. NCBI's taxonomy places the organism in Eukaryota, Oomycota, Peronosporomycetes, Peronosporales, Peronosporaceae. The record is from RefSeq and is a predicted model, not a curated record.
AUGAAGUGGAUGCCCGUGAAGCGCAUCCUUCGGUACCUGCGCGGGACGACGUCGCUCAUACUACUUUCAGUGAGCGCCCAAAGCGAGGCAGGCGACAAGUCGGACGCCAAGUCAGUGUCAGAUGCCGUGCUAGAGCUGAACGGGAUGGUGAGCGCAUGGUCGUCCGAGAAACAGGCAUUCACAUGGAUGAGCGACAAUUGGUGCGAAACAACCGCAGUAAUGCCCAGCCACGUGCAGUUUGAGAUCCACAACAGCGAGCCGAUUGCCCGACGAAUUAUGCUGUUCUGCUUCAUGGCCGUGUCGUCGCCAAGCGGCCUGGACUCCACUUGGCGGGCUUACACGUGA